Puntigrus tetrazona (Sumatra barb) is the source of this 3614-nucleotide messenger RNA. RefSeq names its product ras-related protein Rab-19-like. The record is from RefSeq and is a predicted model, not a curated record. Bases 96 to 1616 code for a protein of 506 amino acids. The transcript is spliced from 10 exons. Gene Ontology annotation, cellular component: trans-Golgi network. NCBI's taxonomy places the organism in Eukaryota, Metazoa, Chordata, Actinopteri, Cypriniformes, Cyprinidae. Gene Ontology annotation, molecular function: GTP binding; GTPase activity.
GGCGGGGUUUGACGCAGGAAGCCGCUCGAGCGCCUCAAAAACAAAAGGGAUUCAACGGAACACCGUGCGAUUAAAACGCAUUGAAUGGUUCGCCGAUGAUGUCGACCUUUCCAUCUUCUUCCUCUAAGAGUCUGACCUCCACCCCGCUCAAGUCCAGAGCCGGCGGCCUGCGGCGCAGCAGGAGCCUGGAGUCCACCGGAGACUCGACGUCCUCGCUGCUGUCGCCCAUCUAUCACGACAGCUUUGAGCUUUCGGAGGAGGAACCGGAGUCGGAUCAGCCUCGGGCCGUCCGGAGCAUCACCGCCACGUCAAGCGAAGACGUCGCAGGAAGCUCUCCGUACAGGGAUGGGGUGGACGCAAAAGGCCUGGAAGAAAGAUUGUCAAGUGUGCAGCUCAAACUGAGUGCUUGGGAGCAGUGGAUUGUGGAGAAAGCCAAAGAGGAGCGCGUCAGAAAGCAACAAAAAGCCACAGAGGAGCUCACAUUGAAGGAAAAACAGAAAGAGGUGGAAAAAGAACAGCAGAAGAAGAAAGUUGUCAAUGAUGGCAAAAUUCAAGAGUGGUUGCAAAUAAAAAGAGAACGGGAAAAGAAAGAGAAAAUGUCCAAAGAGUUUCAGAAAAGCAAAGAACAGCUUCAAGAGGAGAACAAACGUGCUGAGAUUGAAAAGAAAGCUCAGGAGAAAUAUAAAGAGUGGCUGCGGAAGAAGAAGCAAGAAGAAACGGAGAGAAAGCUAAGAGAGAAGGAAGAGGCGGCCAGAAGAGAAGCGGAAGAGAGGGAGCGCAAGGAAAAAGCAGAGGAAAGCUUUAAAGAGUGGCUUGAAGGUGUAAAAACAAAAGGAAAGCUGAGCCGACGGUCAUCAGCGUCCUCAGCCGGUCGCGGUAUCCGUGAGCAAACUGCACUUCCCAGAGAUGCAGUGGUGCAGGUGGGCAGGCGACUGGACGACUCGCCUCCAGACGCAGAAAUGCAGUCCGCAGGGCAGGAGGAUGAAGACCGCUGUGACUUUCUGUUCAAGAUCAUCCUGAUUGGUGACAGUAACGUGGGAAAGACCUGCGUGAUCCACAGCUUCAGGUCUGGGCUCUUCAGUGACGGCCACCACAACACUAUCGGAGUGGACUUCACGGUCCGCACAAUAGACAUCGAUGGCAAGAAAGUGAAGAUGCAGGUCUGGGACACGGCGGGGCAGGAGCGUUUCCGCACCAUCACACAGAGUUACUACCGAAGCGCUCACGGGGCCAUGAUCGCGUACGAUCUGACCCGGCGGACCACCUUCGAGUCUCUGCGGCACUGGAUACAGGGUGUGGAGCAGUACGGCGCCGCCAGCGUCGUCUUUGUCCUGAUAGGUAAUAAGUGUGACCUGGAGGCGCAGCGGCAGGUGCUGUUCGAGGACGCGUGCACGCUCGCGGAGCGGACCGGGGCGCUGGCGGCGCUCGAGACUUCCGCCAAACAGCGUCACAACAUCGAGGAAGCCUUCGAGCUGAUGGCGCGCGAGCUCAUCGUGAGACACGGGGGAGGAGUCAGUCAGGACGGCCAAUCAGACUCACCCGCUGUUUUCCUGCACUCAGAUUCUCAUCCAAUAGAUGAAGGAGAACACCUGGAGAGGAGGUCAUGUGACUGCUGACUGACCAGUUAAAAAUCAGGCGCAAAUAUACGUGAACAACUUUCCGCUUUAUUAUUAAACUAGUGCUGUCAAACGAUUAAUCGUGAUUAAUUGCAUCCAAAAUAUUUUUUUGUUUACAUAAUAUGUGUGCUGUGUGUAAUUAUGUGUAUAAACACACACGUACGUAUUUUCCAAAGAUGUUUAUAUAGUAAACCUUUAGAUCUAAAAUCUAAUAAUAUAAAUUAUACAUUAUAAUAUACAUUUAAAUAUGUAUGUAUGUGUGUGUAAUUUUGUGUGGAUAAUAAAUUAAUACAGUACGCAUACAUUAUUUAAACAAAAACGUUUAUUUUGGACGCGAUUAAUCAAUUGAAUCGGACUCGAAACGGACUCGCGAAGCUUCCGGUGUAAUUCUCUUAAAGUUAUAUGACCUGUUCAAAAAAGAUUUUUUUAUAUAUAUUAUUUUAAUGUAUUAUCAUUAUCGUAGACACAGCGAUUUGUUGGUCAAACAGCUUUACCCUUUACCACACUUUGCUAUUUAUGUUUUUAUUUAUACACACACACACACACACACACAUAUACAGAGAGAGAGGCUAAUGAACAGGAAAUCUUGCAUAUUGCACAUUAUAGUCACUAAAAGGUCAUUUGUGUUGCUUAAUCGCGAUCUCACAAUUUUUAUAGUUAUAAUUACGAAAUCUUUCAUUUACACUUUGUUUAUAGACCAAAGAGUAUACUCUUCGGAUGAACCGCGCAGAUUCAAAAACUCCUUUUUAAGCGCCGAUUGGAUUUCAACGCUUCUGAUUGGCCCGCUGCAUUCCAGAAAUCAGCAUAUACGUCUGUGAUUGGCUCAACCGCUCAACGCUGCAAAAACACGUCGCUGUCGCAAACCUUUGGCGCUUCGCCGAGAGCAACCACAAAUGGUGCGCUAAAUGUCGCGCACGUGGCGUAAAAACGAAUCCGACGCCUCAGAAAAUGUAAAAUGCAUUUAAUGAAUUAACUCUGUGAGACAUAUAUACAAGUACAACAUUACGGAUUUCCUCCUGCGUGACAUUUAUUACGCAGCCAGGUUGUGUACAGUACAAUAAAAUGCAUAAAACGCUGCAAACAGUAGGUCAAUAAAUGCAUUCUUUGUUCUUCGUAACACAAUACAUUUAAAGGACUAGAUACGAAUUGAGGAAUUUGUUUAUUACUGAUCUCUGACAGCAUUGUUCUACCAAUCAGUUCAGCUAACGUUGACAUAAAAACAAUGGCAAAUGUGAAACACAGUUGUCAAAGUACUUUUUACCCAGCAUUACAGUUUGACCGAUGCCCGACAUGUAAAACGAUUACAAAACGCAAGCACACGAACUGCGUGAACGAUGCUUGAGAGGUACGGUGUUAUACGGCAAACCAAAGUGUUCACAUUUACACAAACUAACUGAGGCCUUUAACGGCGAAUAUUUCAAAGAACACACACAUAAAAACAACUUCCUCCUGUCAAUGGCAUCGUGUUGUUUCUUCAUGAACUAGUAUGGCUUCAUCGCUAUUUAUGCAUUUAACUAAUAAAAGCCUUUUUUUAUUGGAAAGCGAAUCAUCGCAACAAACGCAAGACUGCCGUAACGAUAAAAUGGACGCAAAACGCCGCAUUUAAAGUUUGGUAUAUUUUAUAUCAGUCUCCAUUAGAAUAAAGUUUAAGUAACUGCAUAAAUAAAAACACAAUUAAUUAAAGGCUGCUUCCGCUUUGGCGUAAAAAGGGAAUCGCGACUUUUGUGUAUUCUAGCGCCGUUCAGCGAUUAAUCGCGAUUAAUCGCAUCUAAAAUAAACAUUUUUGUUUACAUGUUUGGGUUGUACCGUGCAUAUUUAUUAUGUAUAUAUAAACACACACAUGCAUGUCUUUAUAUAUACAUAAUAAAUAUACACUAUAAACACACGUACUGAGUAAACGAAAACUUUUAUUUUGGAUGCGAUCGAUUGUUUGACAGCACUAGUUCCUUCCAGCUGUUGCAUCUUUAUUUCUCAUUUCUUAAACUUGUUCUUAAGGCG